This is a messenger RNA of Balaenoptera ricei (Rice's whale), 743 nucleotides long. It is a transcript of the gene MSMB, whose product is annotated as microseminoprotein beta. The transcript is spliced from 4 exons. Lineage: Eukaryota; Metazoa; Chordata; Mammalia; Artiodactyla; Balaenopteridae. Bases 1 to 339 code for a protein of 112 amino acids. The record is from RefSeq and is a predicted model, not a curated record.
AUGGAGAAUGCUCUUCUGGGUAGCCUCGUGGUUUUAGCCACCUUGGCGACUUCAUGCAACGCCCAGUGCUAUAUCAUAUCUAAUCAGAACUCUACACCUAAUAAAUGCAAGGAUCUCAAUGGAGUCAUACACCCGCUGAACUCAAAGUGGAAGACUGAGAACUGUGAGGAGUGUACUUGUGACCAAGGUGGAAUUUACUGUUGCAACACUGCUGCUGUACCUGUGGAUUAUGACACAAACAAGUGCCAGAUAAUCUUCAACAAGGAGACCUGCACCUACACAGUGGUGGAACAGGAGGACCCAGGAAAGACUUGUGCUGUCAGUGGAUGGGUGUUAUAAUGUGCUUCUCAUGGGCCCAGAACUCCCAGCCUGCAGGGGGCGCCCAGGUUCUCCCAGGCCAGGCGUCAUUCUCCUAUGGCCUCUGAUAGUCUAUGAUUGUAUAACCCCACCUAUCAGUCAAAAAUGUUUUGAGCAAACACUUGAAUAUGUGUAUACUUUUAGUUUAUAAAUUAUGUAUGCAUUGAUAAUACACACAUUAUAAAGCAUGUAAACAUUUAAAGGAGACAAAAAUAAAUAUGAAUAAAAGUUAUUUUCCCUCCACUCCCAUAGAUCAUUGUGCAUCCCUUACUCAGGGGAGCACUGCUGCUUCUCUGGCUUCUGACACAUGUGUGCUCUGCUGCCCCAGUGUCCCACUAUCUGGUGAAAAAUUCAAAAUAUAAAUGUGUCUUCAAGAUGAAAUCAGA